Messenger RNA from Cladocopium goreaui, 4815 nucleotides. The record is from the annotation of a GenBank genome assembly. NCBI's taxonomy places the organism in Eukaryota, Dinophyceae, Suessiales, Symbiodiniaceae.
AUGGCGAUCUGGAUGUGUUCGGGGGCCCGGCCGAAUGUGUUGCAAUUCUGGGUGGCGGUGUUUCAGGCCAGAUCUGAAGGGAUGUCGGGGGAGGAUUGGGACCUUGGUAGGCGCGCCUACCAGGUCAAGGUGGCUGUAAACUUCAUCUGCAUGCCGGUCUACACUUUGCCGAUGCUGGGCACCCAACGCGUGCCUUUAGAGGAGAUGCCGAACAUCGCCCUGGGCGGCUCCAAGUGUUUGUUCGUGGGCCAGGACCAAGUGGUGGAGAAUUGCGGCCUGCCAGACGUCCACGGCUCAGGGCAGGACUUGGGGCAGUGUAGUUCUCGAGAAGGAAACCGAGCCCUGAGAUAUCCCUUGAUGGGGAGUCCACCACCCCAGAAGGCGAUCAUGCGCGGGGUGCGCGAGAUCGAGAUGGACCUGGAGGCGAAGCCGGCCAUCGGUUUCAGCAUCGCUUCGGUUAAGCGGUGGUCCGUGUCCCGCUUCCACCAGGCGCCGUUGUGCCCCAAAGUGGAGCCCAGAGGUUUUCACACCGUGGAUAUGACUUUCACGCAUCCCGGGUUCCAUGCAGAAGAACAAGCUGCGAGUGCCCGGAUGCAACAGAUGAUGUUGCUCGCAGAGAGUCAAGUACUCUGCACCGUUGCCGUCAUUUGCAUCAGCAAGUGUGGAAAGCCACCAGGACCUGACCCUCCAGAUGAUGACAGGGACUCACAGGCAGAUCGCGACAGCAAACGUGGUAAGGACAAUCGUGGGAAGAAGCCCCCUCCGGGGAGCCGACGCCCACCGGGAGGCUUCAUAGAAGAGGAUGAUUCUCCCCCGUCACCAGACCUUUACGACGAAGAAUAUGAAGAUGACGCGAUCCCGGUGCCGAUGCGCCCUCCGAUGAAGAAGGCAGUGCACCAGCUGACCGGGAGGAUUGAAUUUCCCUGUCGCAAACGUGCCGAUGCCAUCCGAGACGGUAGCUUGAAACCAAACCAGCUGUGUGAUGAGCAGGAUGCAUUACCGCCACCGGAAGAGCAAGCCUGUGCGGUUGCCGGGAGGCCCGCCAUCCUCGAGCGCAUCACCCAAUGGGAAAGUGUGGUCAACACCCUGAAGGCAGCCAUUGCGGUUGCGACGUGGGACGACCCACAGGUGCUCUUGCGAGAGAUGGAGGGAUGCCGCCUACCCCUGGCGAAUAUCGUCGAGCCGAUGCUGGGUGGUGGCAAUGCUGAAGGGGCAUACGACACGCUCGCGGAGGUCUACAAGAACACGCCCGAUGGGUUUUUGGCCAUGUGCCCCUACCCGCCGGGAGGCGAGGUCGACCUGCUGAUUGUAUCAGACUCAUCUCUUGCUCUGGUACCUGACCCCCAAGCAGGGAAGGCUUCGUGUUUUUCCGGAGGCGAUCUUUUGAAGCCCUGGGGAGACAUCCGUGGCAUUUACACAAAAAUGUUGUGGGGCAAAGGUUUGAACCACAUGGUGCAGUACAUCCCCGAGGCCAUCGAUGACAUCGAGUCCACCAAUCGUGCACAUGGUCGCCCGGCCGCGUACCAGCUUGAAAUCGAUUCGAAUGUAUCCUCUCCAAAAGAUCUUCCUCAGCGACCUGAUCCUGAGAAGCUCAUGUUGGAUGCAGAUGUCGAGAUUUUCAACUGGGUGCUUCAAGCUGAGGAGAGCGCCACAGCCUCUGCCGACCGGGAGGUCGAGUCCUGGUUGCGUGACAUCCCUGAAGAGGACCAGGCAUUGGAACCAAUGCACCAUGACAACGCUGAUUCGGACGAUGAGGCUGUCAAAGUUCAGGCCCUCACCAUGGAUGAUCGAAUUUUGGCAAGGCGAAAGGGCCUUUCAGAGGAGCACGACCAAGAAUGGCAAGAUGCCACCUAUGCGGCUGAGGAUGAAGAUGAGGACUUCAAAGGGUGGGACCUCAUUGAGGAUGACAAACGCCCGCCGGGAGUCGUGGCCAGUGACCCAGUACAUGAAGAGGAAAAGGAGCUGGACCUUGACGACCUCGAGACGGUGGCUUCGGUGGAGAUUGUCGAUGAAGAGGAGUUCCACGACGCUGAGGAGGGGCAGGCAGAGCCGAUUGAUGAUGAUGACGAUGACGACAUGGCCGUGAUCGACAAGGUCUCUUCUAUGCAGGCCUCGAAGUCUGAUGCACGGGGGGACCCGGAGCCCAUGGAUGUUGAUGAUCAGGGCAACAAGAUGGUCCAGAGUACGGCAUCAGCGAAGACCUGGAAGACGGAGAUGGCCCAGAGCUCGUCAUCGGCAAAGACGUGGAAAACUGACAUGGCUCAGAGCACCUCAUCUGCAAAGACAUGGCGAACUGACACCACUGCAGCUGCGUCGGCGGGAGCCACGCCUUCUGACCCGACGUCCAAGCUCAAGCCCAAGAAGAAGGCCAUGCCAAAGAGAUUGAAGGUUGUGGAUGAGGGACAUGGGCCAAGUGCUGAACAGUUUGACACGUCGAAAUUUGCCUCAGCACAGGAUCUGGUUUGGAUUGAGCCGGACAACAUGGCAGGAGUUCCUGUGCGCAAGGUGGACUACGGCAGGCUUGGAUCAAUUUCCCAUGCUAUGUCCGACUACCUCCGUGGCCAUCGAAUGUUUCACAGGAGGCCAUCACCUGAGAUUCGGAGGACUGAUUUGUCAAUGGACUUCAAGGCAUUGGUGAGGCAUCUCCAAGGAGAUUUUGCGCACCUUCGAGAAGAAGAAGUUUUGAUGGUUGUGCGCAACUCUCCGAUGCGUCGCUUCAGAGUCCAGGUGAACGGCUUGUCGUCCGGAAAGCUCAGGUGGACGCCAGUGAGGAUCAGGGCCAUUCAGGGUCAUCGGGCCUUUCUCGUGGAGCAAGGGGGAAUGUCAAGCAUGAUCAAAACGAUGUUCACUUUUGAUGAGAACUUCGACCAGACCAAGAUCGACGACCCAACGGUCCACCCCGCAUUCUCCGCGAUGCCGGAAGGCUCGCCUGUGUGGCACAAGUUCCCCAGAGUGGUGUAUCACACCUGUGACCAAGCCGCCUUCAAUUCCAUCAUCAAGCACGGCCUGAUCCCUGGCGGAUUCCCGUACAAAACGGGCAGAGCCCACAACUUUUUCAACUCCACUCCGCCCUGGAAAGCGGAAAUGAAAAAGUUGCAAGGUACGCGGGCCGGGAGGCCAAUCGCCAUCGCGUUUGACAUGGAGCUCAUGAUGCAAAUGGGCUACAAACUUUUCGCGACUGACGAGGCCAUCCUGUCGCCGGACUGGAUCUCGAACCAGCCGAUGAUCAACGCCUUUGAUAUGCGUUCGGGCGAAUUUUUCUUUAUCAACAGGGCUUAUGUCAACCAUCGGAAGACUUACCAGGAAGUCCUCAAGCAGGCCAAGGCCGAGUUUGAUCCGACGGAUGUUCUCAUGAGCCGCAUGGAAAUGUUGAUGGAAAAUGCCCAGUUGAACUUUGAAGGCAUCAAAGAGCGCAUUGAGUUCGGCAAGCUCCUCCCCUUUUCCAGGCGUGAAGACAUUGAAGUCGAGAAGAGUACUGCCACCCGGGAGGGUGAGCCGGCAUCAGGUUCUCAGCUGGUGCCCGGCUACACCGUUGGAAAGAUGGCCGCCAUGACAAGCACGGAUGCCUGUGGCUUCCAACGUCGUGGACGGAAUGGACCCGGUGGUGGAAAUUGGAGUCGAGGGCAAGGUCGACACGGAUUUGAGUUGCAAUUCAAGGACAUUUCCUACAACCAGAUCCAAGACACGCCUCAGGUACGUUGUGGCCAUCCGAUCUGUGGAUAUCUGAUGGUGGAUGGACAUUUGAAAUGCCCGCGCUGCUCCCAGCAGAUGGAACCCGUGACCGAUGCCAACAUCGCCACGGAAGUUGCCCGCCGGGAGGCGAUGGCCCGUACCAGAGGAGUGCCCUUCUCCAUGGACAAGGUGAUCUUCAACCACCCGCGAAGAGGCAGAGUAGCCAGGCAGCCGGAGAAGGGAUCAUCAUCUUCUUCGACAGCCAUCCGGACCAGAAGCACCUAUGGCAACUUGAGAGACAUGGCCAAGAACUACGUCAGAUCUUUCAAGAAAAGGGGCUUCAAAGACCUUGUUGACCGACUCGUCCGCGACCCGUUCUUUCAGUUCAAUGCGGCGAAUCAAAACUUGGUGCCGGAGGCCUUGCUCUUCAUUGAGCGUUUGGCUGGCUGCGUGAGCCCGACCAUUGAGCGCACCAAAGCUCAGGUUCUUGGUGAAAAGCUUGAAAUGGCCACCAAGUUGAUCUUUGUGCCAUCGUCGGAGCGGGAGCCCGACCAACCCUUGGAUCUUCACACCGAGGUGUUUGUGUCGCAUCGGGGCGUCUUUCUCGACAUUGGCCAAUUCGCAGUCUACGUGGCGAAGUUCAUCAAGCCAAGGCAAAGACCUCUACCCAUUGUUUAUGGAUGGGGCAAUCGUGACUUUGUGCCUGAUGCUUCAGAUGCCAAAGAGAUCGCGAAAGAACUGGUGGAGUUCAGCAAGCUGCAAUGGUCGAACUUUGCCUCCCAACAGACGCACAAGGAGUCUGAGACCACCGGCGACGACCGGGAGGUCAGUCUUCCUCAUGCAAGUGCAGCCAUCAGCCGACCUGAACAUGAACGACCCCAUCACGAGCAGUUUGAACCGAAUCUUGGCAAGCCUGCUCGCGGCGGUCCUUACGGCCAGGGUGGUGGUGGUGGAAAAGGGCAUCACAAAGGUGGAGGACAGACCAAAGGGAAGGGACAGCAGAAGGGGAAGGGCAAGCAAGGCAGAAGCCCACCGGGAGGUGUGGCCUACGGUGACUUUGAAGGAGAUUCCUUCUGGGUUCAGGGCUAUCGCUACACGUGGUACUGGAAUCAACAGCGAGGCUGGUACUGGCGCUGGACCUGA